UGGAGGAGCAAAAACGAUUCGUCUACAUCUUCACCCGGACUGGCCACCCCCUUCAAAUCUUUGCAAAUUGGCGAGGAGGGCGGGGGCGCAGGCCUGCUGCCCAUCAUUGCCAGCGAGCACAUCGUGCCGGGCGAGCUGCUAGGCGGCCGUGCCCUGCGCGAGUGGCGCCGUGCCGUCGUACACGGUACCGACGUCAUCGUCAGCCGCCAGCGUAGCGACGACAACCCGCCCGCCGCUACUCGACGGGCCAACCUGCAGGCCUACGCCCUGCUGCGCCACCCCCACAUCGUGACCCUGCUGGCCGCCACCACCCACGGCGAGGUCAUCACCGAGGUGUGCGACUACGACCUCCUGCCCGCACCCGGACCGAGCUCGGGCUCGGCCAAGGAGGAGCGGCGGCGCUCGAUCUCGCUGCUGCGCAUGUUGGCCUACGCGCGCGACAUCGCGCAGGCCCUGGCCUGGGCGCACAGCAUGCACGUGAUUCACAGGGACGUCAAGCCCUCGCACUGGCUGGUGGUGGGCAACCGAGCCAAGUUGGGCGGGUGGAUGUUCGCCGAGGUGCAGCGGGGUGACAUGCACCCCAAGCCCGACGAUCACUUUCACGGGACACCGCUGUACAUGGGAAAGCCGAUGGUAGGCUUUGGUCUGGCGAUGUGGGAGGUGAUCCACAACGACUUCGCCUUCUCCGGCUUCGACGACCUCCUCGCCUUCCGUGAGGCUGUUACGGACCGAAUGGAGCGGCCGCUGCUCUCCGACGACACGAUGCCCGUAGCGGUGAACAGGCUCAUCGCGCGGUGCUGGGCUCAAUCUCCCGCCCAACGCCCCACCAUGCUCGAGGUCGUGGCCAGCCUGACCAGGAUCAUCACCGCCCUCGAGUUGCUCGCAGGCACCACGAGCGUCCAGUGA
This is a messenger RNA of Acanthamoeba castellanii str. Neff, 906 nucleotides long. RefSeq names its product mitogen-activated protein kinase kinase kinase. The annotation marks the transcript as partial. Gene Ontology annotation, molecular function: ATP binding; protein kinase activity. NCBI's taxonomy places the organism in Eukaryota, Discosea, Longamoebia, Acanthamoebidae. The record is from RefSeq and is a predicted model, not a curated record. Gene Ontology annotation, biological process: protein phosphorylation. The transcript has 6 exons.